AUGGCAGGAAAGCCCCCCCUAGAGCCAGAGGAGACGCUACAGUGUGAGAAGGGAGAUGAUUUCGAUUACGAGUAUGCCAAUGAGAAGCCCCUGUGCGCCAAGUGCGGGGCGGACAUCGAAGUCAGGCUGGAGGGCGCUGCACCAGAGGCGCUGCCGCACGGCGCCAGCGUGCUGGUGUCCCUGCAGGACGCAGACACAGGCGCGUGCCUCGCCCUGGUUACGCUCCUCGGCAGCAAGGCCUCGCAGCCGCAGCCCACGUGCUCCAGCGACGACGACUCGCCGCCCACCGGCCGCCGCCCGGCGGCCGGCGGCGGCGGCGCCGCGGCCGCGCCGCUGCUGGCGUGCGACAGGCCGGGGGUGGUGCUCCCGGAGACUGGCGCCGUGCUGGUGCCUCUGACGGCCGGCCGCGCGAAGCUGCCCGGGCUGCGCGCCUCUCGCCCCAUCAGCACGGUUACGUCACUCGGGGGCGCCAGGGUCAAGGCAGUGCGCGCGGCCGCGGCGGCGGUGGUGGUCAGCGCGGACGGGCGCGUGGUGCCGCUGCAGGGUGUGAUGCCCGCGCUGUCGGGGCGCUUCGUGAUCAAGUGCCAGCGGGCCCUGGAUGACUACAGGAAGGAGGCGUUCCCCAGGGCGGCCGCUGACAUCACCGUGGUCAAAUACAUCGGGGUCGGCACCGCAGCCAAGCUCAAGGAGAACGCGCGGUCAGAGGAGGCCCUGGGCCCAGAGUGCCCCCUGGAUGCGGUCGUCACGGUCGACCACCUGCGCACGGUGGUCAAAGCGGCGGUCAACAACCCGGAGGGCGACCUGCACCCCCGGCUGCUGAAGGUGCUCAACAUGAGGGGGAAGCUGCAGCACAAGCUGGCUGAGCUGCACACCAUCCUAGACACCUGCAUCGUGGAGGAAGACGAACAGCCGCGCAUCUGGCUGCCCGUGGCGCCGCUCGGCGGCCCCGCGGUCGGCCUGCUCUUCCCGGCCAGGCAGGGCGCCCCCCUGUUUGACCGCGCGGCCGCCGUUGUCCACAGCCCAGACGUCAGCAGCAGCGGCAGCAGCGGCGGCAGCAGCAGCAGCAGCAGCAGGCCCGCGCCUCUAACAGCGCUGGCAAUCGCAGGCGGCACCACCCUGGCUUUGGGGAGCCUCCCAAGCGCCGCCGGCACUGGCGCUGGCGCCGCGCCGGGCGUUUGGGACGCGCUGGCGCCGGCCGCCGCAGAGGGGCUGGCCAGGGCCGCGGCUACAGCGUGGAAGGCGGAGGGGCACCCGGGCUGGCGCCUGCUCGAGAGCACAGCCGACCUGACCUUCCUCAGCCGUGGCCCCUUCGCGUCCGCCGUCGCCGCCAGCGGCGCCGCUGCGCCAGACGCACUGCGACAGGCCCUCUUCGGCUCAAACGCCGGCGGCGGCGGCGGCGGCGGAUCGGGCUCGCUUUCUGUUGCAGGCCCUUUGCCGUCUGCGCCGGCGCAGGGGCUGCAGCUGCAGGCGGCAGGCUCGGCCGCCUUUCCAGAGUGGGGCAGCGCCAGCUCCACCCCCGGCGCCGCGCUUGCGAGCGGCAUCCGCUCCCUCGGCGGCCUGCUCAACCCGCACGGCGCGGCCACUGCAGCGGCUGCUGACGCCGGCGCCGCCUCCGCCUCAGCAGCAGCACCAGCAGCAGCAGCAGCAGCAGCAUCAGCAGCAGCAGCAGCAGCAGCGGGCAAAGACAUCCUCAGCGGCUGUGAUGAUGAGCUGCAGCUGGACGAUGAGUGGCAGCUGGAAGGCGAGCAGUUACCAGAGGCCGGAUCUCUGCUGGCGGCUGCCUGCCAGCUCAUGAGUGCAAAGCGCGCCCGCAGCCUCGGACUGGGGGACGCUUCGCUGGGCCAGGCGUGCACGGCUGCGAUGCACCCGCCCGGCGCGGCCCUGCCGCCGCUCGCCGGCGGCGGGCGCGGCGGGGGCGCGGCGCCGGCUCCACAGUCGGGCGGGGCGCCCUUCAUCGCGGCCGCCGCGGCGGCGGAGGCUGGGGAGGCGCCUGCGGCGAGCGGCAGGCGCGGCUGGCGCAAGACUGACAGCAUGGAGCGCUCUGCGCCCCGGGCCCGCAAGUCUUACGAUCAAGAGCCAGCCGCCGGCGCCCUCACCGCCGCAUUCUCAGCGGCCGCGACUGCGGUGGCCGCGGCAUACAUGGAGCCAGCGGCUGGCGGGGACACCCGCAGGCAGCAGCAGCAGCAGCAGCAGCAGCAGCAGCAGCAAGAGCAGCAGCUGAGCUCGCCGUCGCGCAGCGGCAGCGGCAUCCGGGCGCAGCUGUCGGGCAUGCGCCUGACAUCAGAAGGCUCGAGCGCGCCGCCAGCCGCUGCGGGCGCGCCGGCGAUGGGGGCGGUCAACCGCUGGGUCGUGACGACAGAGGCGCCGCGGCCCAAGGGCGCCCAUGGGGCGGGUCCGGCAGCAGCAUCAGCGGGAUCGGCACCGGCGGCGGCAGCGAGAGCUCCUGGGGAGCUGCAGGCGCUUGCCCCUGAGGCCUGCGGCCCGCACCAGCGGCCGCCGCCACCCCUGCCGCACACCGCCUGCGCGACGCCGUUUGCCACGGCGGCGGUGGCGACGACGGCGGCGGCAGCGGCGGCGUCAGAUGCCGCUGUGCCGAGGGCGGCAGCGGGGGCCGCAGAGGAGGACGAUGCCGCCAGAGACGCUCUGGUGGUGGUCUGCGCCUCCCCCGCCGCGACGCCGGUGACCAAGCCGCGGCUGCUGGCGGCAGCGCCCCGCCCCGCCAUGUUCGGCGCCUCAGCUUUCUUCUGCUGCGCUGGCGGCAUACCCCCGGCCGACCACGGCCAUAGCCAUGGUCUCAGCAGCAGCGCAGGCCCUGACGAUUACGACGAUCUGGUCGGGUCUCUCUUGGACGCCCCAGAUCUGCACGAGAUGAGCGCAGCCUUGAACAGCUACUCAUCCUCGGACGACGGCGGCGGCGGCGAUCUGGGGUGCCCCCAGGGGUCGAUUGAUGGCGGGACCUCGGCCGGCGGGUUUGGGGGGUCGUCUGUCGCGUCUCUGGACUACUAG
Monoraphidium neglectum is the source of this 3006-nucleotide messenger RNA. RefSeq lists its product as hypothetical. The coding region runs from base 1 to 3006 and encodes 1001 amino acids. The record is from RefSeq and is a predicted model, not a curated record. Lineage: Eukaryota; Viridiplantae; Chlorophyta; Chlorophyceae; Sphaeropleales; Selenastraceae. The transcript has 14 exons.